AUGGCCUCCUCCUUCAGAUUCUUUUCCCUCCCCUGGGAGCUGCGGGACAUGGUCUACGAGCACUACUUCGCCGUUGCCGGUGGCUAUGUCUGCGACUCUCAAUCGUUCCUCAGGGGCAAGCUGAGAGGUUCAGGGGUCUUCAGUCGCCGCAUCGACCUCGAUCUCAUCUUCACCUGCAGGCAGGUAGCCGCAGAAACGAAAGGCCUCCCAUUUCGCGCAAACACCAUCACAUUCAAGACGGUCACCUCACAAGAUCUUGGGGUCCUCGCCGUCGACUUCGAUUUCGUUGUCCACUAUCUCGAAAAAGAGCAGGACUCUCUCUUUCUUUGUGGCGGGCACUACGUCACGAGUGAAGCACAUGUCGAACUGAAACGUCGAUACCCGCAGUUCGCUCCUCUGCUCGACCGCCUGAGGGCAGAUCGAGGCUAUUUCGGUUUUUCCCUGGCCAUUCACCACUGGGUCAUUCCGUCCCAAGACGACAUGGAUAGACUGCUUUCAAAUCUUCACGAAACUUCUAAAUUGACAACUGAGAGGCGGUUAAUUCUUGAUGGCAUCCAACGCUUUUCAGCCGUCGCAGUAGCAAUCCACUUUAUGGGAUCCCUGCCCGCCGCCUCACGCAUGCAGCUCCGCGACGUUGUUUUAGACGAGGAUCACGAAGCCGUGGCUUUGCCGGAAUGCCAUGGACGAGGUCUCAUACCAUUUUGCCAAGAGAACCCCCAGCUUCGCAUCCAACGCCGGUUGAAACUGUGGCAAAACUUCUUCCCGGCCGAAAAGACAGUACAGUCUCCCAAAAUGUUCAUGUCGAGAAUGACCGAGCGUGUCUCGAGAUGGAUGGUGGAAGCCCGGGCUCUCCCCUCCGGCGGCAUGCCCGCCGCGUCUUUCUCCUUGCUUCUCGACGGCAGCGGCCCCGUUUCGCAGCACUUCUCCCACGUCUUCCAGUCGACAGUCCAGCGGCAUGCUGCGUGGCAGCUAGCGUGGACGGCAUCACAGGAGCGUCGUGACCAUCUGGUGCUUUCCUGGUUCGAUCGGCGCGGGAGGGAGGGGUUCUCUAUGAGGGGGUAUUAUGGAUACUUCUAUGAGGAUUUCCCGGCAGCCAUGAGAGACCUUGUCAAAGACGACCCCAGGUCGAUUGUUCGCUGCAACUUCGACGUCGGUAAACCUUGGGACAUAGGAAACAGCAUUCCGGAUCAUCAGACUUGGAGUCUCUCUAAGUGGAACGCCGAGUGGUACCGUCAGGACAGCCAGUGGUGGGACGUGGUCUCCUCCUUUUGCACUUAUUGA
This is a messenger RNA of Colletotrichum higginsianum IMI 349063, 1281 nucleotides long. RefSeq names its product C6 transcription factor. Bases 1 to 1281 code for a protein of 426 amino acids. Lineage: Eukaryota; Fungi; Ascomycota; Sordariomycetes; Glomerellales; Glomerellaceae. The transcript has 2 exons. The record is from RefSeq and is a predicted model, not a curated record.